UCCUGCUAGUCGCGAAGAUCGAGACCGUCUCUAGAAAUUUCCACUAUUCCACGGGAGCGUAGCGAGACAAUCAUUCGCGUUAUCCUCUUCCACCCGAAACCUCCUCCGCCGUUCGGGCCACCGCGCGCGGCGUAUCGUCGGCGGCGAGGAUGAUGUGGGAGGACGCUCUUCCGCAGCACGACGGCGAGCCCGAGCAGGAAUCUCGCUUCAACUUCGACUUCUUCUCCCUCCUGUCGAAGCCCAAGGACUAUUAUAAGAUACUGGAGGUGGAUUACGAUGCCUCGGAGGACGCGAUCCGGUCUAAUUACAUCCGGCUUGCGCUGAAAUGGCAUCCGGACAAACAAAAAGGUCAGGACGAUGCGACUUCGAGGUUUCAAGAGAUAAAUGAAGCGUACCAGGUUCUUAGUGAUCCUGCCAAAAGGAGAGAAUAUGACACAAAAGGGAUGUCACAUGUUUAUGAUUACAAUAUAGUUGAUUACCUUAACCGUUACAAGGGCCUUAUAUUGACAUGUAAUGGCUUGGGGAUCCGGCAAUCAAUUUGGUGAGCUAAAUGCUUCUGUAUCUCUUGAAUCACAUAUAAGGAAGCUCUAGAUGCGUGGCAUGUAUAUGUUAGUAGCCACUAGCUUCGGCAUGAGAAGGCACUGGGGAUUUUUAUUUUCUUUUUCUAUUCUCAGGAGUUGAAUCUUCAGUGAGUAAUUAGUAGCUUCUGGCUCCUGAGGAUGCCAACCCGUAUCUUUUCGGAAGGGUAACAAAUUUGUGAUGUGAUCAUGUUAGUUGAUCAUAUGAGUCAUUUACAGUUGACCUGAUUUGUCUGUUGUCUUUCACUCAUGAGGCCUAUGCUGAGAAGGGUUGUAGUACUGGCAUAA
Molecule: messenger RNA, 866 nt
Organism: Eucalyptus grandis
Lineage: Eukaryota; Viridiplantae; Streptophyta; Magnoliopsida; Myrtales; Myrtaceae
Product: chaperone protein DnaJ
Exons: 5
Coding region: 150-545 (131 amino acids)
Cellular component (GO): cytoplasm; nucleus
Source: RefSeq, a predicted model, not a curated record